Molecule: messenger RNA, 4163 nt
Organism: Trifolium pratense (red clover)
Lineage: Eukaryota; Viridiplantae; Streptophyta; Magnoliopsida; Fabales; Fabaceae
Product: dentin sialophosphoprotein-like
Exons: 12
Coding region: 102-3782 (1226 amino acids)
Source: RefSeq, a predicted model, not a curated record
AAAAAUAAAAAAUAUAAAGCAUAGAAAAUAAUUACGACGAAGUAAUAUAGAUUUCAAUUUCAUCAUCAUCGUGUCGGAGGCCAAAGGGCAAUCCCACCACCAUGUACGGCGGACCUUCCUCCAAAUUAGGCCGCGGCGGCGGCCCAAAACGUCUCCGCAAUUCAUUCCCCCCUCCUCCACGUCACCGUCCACCUUCCUCCGCCAAUUCUCGUCUCUCCCUCGGUGGCUCCGCCAAUAAACCGCCACCGGCGGUGGAGGAAACUUUCAGCCUUGUAUCUGGAAGCAAUCCCCCCGCUUUCUCUAUGAUCAUAAGACUUGCUCCAGACCUUGUUGAAGAGAUCAAGCGCGUGGAAGCACAAGGUGGCACUGCGCGUAUGAAAUUUGAUCCUAACCCAAAUAAUCCCAAUGGAAAUAUUAUUGACUUAGGUGGGAAGGAGUUCAGAUUUACGUGGUCGAGGGACGGUGAUCUAUGUGAUAUUUAUGAACAGCGCCAAAGUGGUGUAGAUGGAAAUGGGUUGCUUGUUGAAUCUGGGUGUGCCUGGCGCAAAGUGAAUGUACAACGUAUCUUGGACGAGUCAACUAAGAAUCGCGUCAAAAUGCGGUCCGAGGAAGCCGAACGCAAGCUGAAGUCACGCAAAGCCAUUGUCUUGGAGCCUGGGAAUCCGUCCAUGAAGAGCCAGUCAAAGGCAUUGGCAGCUGUUGAGGCUACAUCAUGGAAGAAUUACACUAAAAAGAAAGAGGCUUCACUUAAGAAAAAGAAAGCGGAAACUCUUCAAGUUGGAGGCCCCUCAAAAACCACUCAGAGAUCUGGAUUGAUGUCAACAAGUGCUACUGCUAAGGGCAAAUGUUCUUCUCCUCUUACAUCUUCACCUGAUCAUUUUGCUCCUUCUUCCUCUCCACGGGGAGCUUUAAAUAACUCUAAAAGCCUUGAUGAUGCUGUGCCAUCACAAAUGACUGACAAGCAAGAUACCAAUGCUGUCGCUGAGAAAGAAAUCCCUACCAGGACAAGCAAUGUUAUGAGGAACAAACCAGGAGGCAAAGGAAAUAAUGGAUCUAAACCAAUAGAUUUGCAGAGCAUGUUAACUUCUCUCCUAAAGGAUAAGCCUAACGGAAUGACUUUUAAGGCCUUGGAGAAAGCAGUCAGCGACAAACUUCCCAAUUCCAUAAAGGAUCUUGACACCAUUAUAAAAAGAAUUGCAAAAUAUCAUCCUCCUGGAAAGUACAUUUUAAAGACAGCGAUGGAUUUGGAAAGCUCCAAGAAACCUCAGACUGAAAGUGGAAGUUCGCCUGAAGAAAAUCAUAACCAAACACCUGCCCGUGAAGAGUUUCAUAAUCAGACAUCAGCUCCACAUGGAGGUGUCGAAGAGAAAGUUCCAAAUGACGAUUUGGUGGAAACAAUUCAAGUAAAAUCCCCAGUAGAAGAAGAAUCAAACACAUUGGAAAAAAUUGACAUCCAACAUGCUUCACCUGAUAUAUUUGGUGACAAAAAAGGUUCUGAUUUUAGUGAAGGGAGGGCAGGCAGCUCUAGUGCUAGUGGAAGUGAUAGUGAUAGUGAAAGUAACAGUAGUGACAGUGGAAGCGACAGUGGAAGCCAUAGUAGGAGCAGAAGUAGAAGUCCAGCUGGAUCAGGGAGUGGGAGUAGUAGCGACAGUGAAAGUGAUGCAUCAUCCACCAGCAAGGAGGGAUUGGAGGGUUCUGAUGAGGACGUCGAUAUUAUGAGUGAUGAUGAAAAAGAGCCAAAGCACAAAGCAGAAGCCUGUGAUCAAAUGAUGUCCUUACCCAUUCCAGUAAAAUCUCCUGAUGGAAGAUCUGUGCAGAAUGAGGUUGAUGAGAAGCAGGACGGCAAUGAAUCUGAUGCAGUUGAUAUUGAAAAAGACUCACCUGAGGGACAUGAAGCUACAAUGAUGGUAACUGCUGAUACCAUUUCUGAUAAAGUUGGAAAAAAUGCAGAAGAGACAAAGCCUUUUUCACCUGAUUAUCAACAGCUCCAGGAGCGCAAAAACUAUAUAGGGAGUUUGUUUGAUGAAAGGGAAAGUGAAUUCAAAGAUAGCUCUAGGAACGAUCAGUUUGACAGCUCUGAUAGGCUAUCUAAAGGUAAACAUAAGAGGGGUCCCGAAUUGAAGAACAUUGAUGAGAAAUCUGAACGUGCAAAGAGGUUGAAAGCAGGAAACUCCGCUCGUGAAUCAUAUUCUCCGGGUACAGAUGUGCAAAUGUUUGGGAACUCUAGAAAUUUUUCUCCUUACGAAUUUACUGAAGACACUGGUAAGGGCCCCAAUACUCAAGUUGGGAAUAGAGCUGACAGACAAGGAAACUCCAAUCUUGGUUUCCAGAAAGGAUACAAUCGAGCACUGCCUGGAAAAUCUAGUUCAGAUUUACCACAAACAGGUCAAAGGUCCUUUGACCAAAGUCCUCUAGGAAACCCUUCCUAUCCAUUGGAAAAAUCAGAUCAACCUGGUGAAAAAAUAAGGCACAAUAGGAAACACUCAGGAAAGGACUUCCGUGCACGUGAAGUGUCUAAUGUGCCGGAAAAUAAAUCACAGAGAGAUGCUCAAAAUGGAGAUAUUUAUGCCACCGAGAAAAAAGUCCCCAGGAAUUCCAGGGAUGGAAGUAAUGGAAGUAAGCAGUCACUGUUAUCCAUGGAUUCUAAUUUCCAAAGACAAGGUGAAAUGGUUGGUAAGUUAAAGGAAGACCGACAAGGUACGCUGUCACAUUUGGGAACAUCGCCCAAGGAUAACAACAGAACUGGUGUUAAUAAAUCCCCUGCUGUUAAUGGGCGAGGUAUCUCACUUCAAAGAGAGCUUUCAGACUUGGAGUUGGGAGAACUUCGCGAGUCCACUCCUGAUGAAACCAUUGUUGCAAAGCAAUUUGAACGAAAAGGUUCGUUUAAGCACAUGGAAAACAAAGCAAAUACUUCAGAGGACGUGAAUUCAAAUAUUGCUAAAGUAAAACCUUCAUUGAAAGCAACUUUAGAUUCUGGAAGGCCAAUCUCAGUGUUAAGUUCAGGUUUUCCGAGCAAUUUGGAAAACACAAAUAAAAAGAAUGUAGAUUGUCAUUUUGAAGAAUCAACAAAGUCUCGUUCUAGAGUUAUGCAAACUCAAUCGCAACCUUUGAAAGCAGAUAACGCGGACAUUGGAUCUCAAAACAACUUGACAGAAAUGAGUACCAAAUUUAGAAAUAGUGAAUCCGGGGUGAGCCAUGGUAUUGAUUUGGAUGGUCGCAGGGAAAGCAACAGAAGAGUGCCAGCAAAUGGUUCUAAGCAAGGCACAAAACGUGGAAUGGUUUCCUCCCCUGUGAAAGAAAGUAAAAGACGAAGACCUAAUUCAGGUGAAGAGGUGCCUGAAGGAAGGAAGGGUUCAGUAUUUGUAGAUAGAAGUAAUGGUGACCAAAAGAAGAGAGAAUCCUCCUCAGACGAAAAUAGUUGCUCUUAUUCAAAGUUUGAAAAGGAGGAACCUGAAUUAAAGGGACCUAUAAAGACUUUCUCCCAAUAUAAAGAAUAUGUGCAGGAGUACCAGGAUAAAUAUCAGAGUUACCUCUCCUUGCACAAGAUUUUGAUGGAUUACAGGGAUGAGUUUAACAAACUAGGUGUUGAUUUAGAAAAUGCUGAAAGAAGUGGGAAUCAGGAUAGAUAUGAUGGCAUUGCAGCACAAAUUAUGGAAUCUUAUAGGCGAUGUGGAUCGAGACACAUGAGACUGAAGAAAAUAUUUCUUGUGAUUCAUGAAGAACUGCUGAGUGCCAAGCAAAGGAUCAAAGACUUUGCUGAUUGGUAUAGAGAUAGAGACUGAAAAUACAAGAGUACUAUAUUUAUUUACAUAAUAAAUUGAAACUUGCUUAUCAAGGCUUUAGAACUUUUGGGUUAUACAGGAAAGUACAUUUGUUAGAUGAAUUGUUGUGCAGAUUUGUCUGUGCACUAGUUUUGGUAGAACCGUAUAUUUGUGCAUAAAUAAAUGUAUUUUAAUUUAUGCAUAGGUCAGACAUUUCUUUGGCUUAGCCUUUUACAUCUGGAUAAAUGUUGUAUUGCUUUUCUUGUCAAACAAAUUUAGCUUGCUUCAACAUCCACAUUGUUGGAGAAUUUUGUGACUGACAUUUCAAGCUUUGUUGAACUUAUGUUUGGUCACUCACAUGGUCAUUUGUUGCCAAUAAAGUAAGGAAUUAUUAUUAUUAUU